Synchiropus splendidus (mandarinfish) is the source of this 2715-nucleotide messenger RNA. Its product is annotated as ATP-binding cassette subfamily G member 4-like. NCBI's taxonomy places the organism in Eukaryota, Metazoa, Chordata, Actinopteri, Syngnathiformes, Callionymidae. Gene Ontology annotation, molecular function: ABC-type transporter activity; ATP binding; ATP hydrolysis activity. Gene Ontology annotation, cellular component: plasma membrane. The transcript has 13 exons. The record is from RefSeq and is a predicted model, not a curated record. Bases 152 to 2257 code for a protein of 701 amino acids.
UCAUGUUCCCCUCUGCAAUAUAACACAAACUGUGAAAUCCAUUGCCGACCGUCUUCAUCCGGAUUGCUUUCACUGGAUCGCUGGAAUUUGCACGUCUCCUCAGGGUCCUGCAAAAGUCGCCCCCCACUUUUCAUCCUCUUCUGCCUGCACAAUGGCAACACAUAGAAACUCAGUGGAGCUGCGGCCCGUCUCCACCAACAGCGGCCUGGAGGGCAACUCGCGCAGCCUCAGUAGCCAGCAGUCGACUGCUGAAAGCCAGGCACGGACAUCCUCUUCCAAGAAGGUCCAGAACGUGGUGACGGUGCAGCUUCUCUCCCACCUGCCUCAACGUUCAACGGUGAACCUGGAGUUCAGCAACCUGUCCUACCUGGUCCAGGAGGGUCCCUGCUGGAGGAGGACCGGUAAGGCCCAUCGCACCAAAGGGCUAAUUUCUCGCCCGAGCUCCGAGGCAGGUCACGUCACCAAAGGUUACAAAGCGUUACUGAACAGCAUCUCAGGAAGAUUCUGUAGUGGAGAAAUGACGGGAAUCAUGGGUCCCUCUGGCUCCGGGAAGUCCACGCUGAUGAAUCUUUUGGCAGGAUACAGGUCAGGUUAUUGUGAGGACCAAUGGCUGGAGAUGGUCCAAGCUCUCUGUAUGUGGUUCUUCUGCAGGGAGGUUGGAAUGAAGGGUGAGAUCCUGGUGAACGGAGCCCCUCGAGAUCUUCGGGCCUUCAGGAAAAUGUCAUGUUACAUCAUGCAGCAGGACAUAUUGCUCAUGAACCUGACUGCGAGAGAAGCCAUGAUGGUCUCGGCCAAUUUGAAGCUCAGUAAGACUAGAGACAUGAAGAAAGUCCUGGUAAAUGAGAUCUUACUGGCUUUGGGACUUCUCGACUGUGCGGGCACAAGGACUAGCUUACUCUCUGGUGGUCAGUGCAAACGUCUUGCCAUCGGUCUGGAGCUGGUCAACAACCCUCCAGUCAUGUUCUUCGAUGAACCCACCAGCGGCUUGGACAGUGCGUCUUCCUACCAGGUGGUGUCACUGAUGCGUUCUCUCGCACUGGGAGGACGAACCAUCAUCUGUACCAUCCACCAACCCAGUGGCAAACUGUUCGAGCUGUUUGACAAGCUCUACAUCCUCAGUCGGGGGCAGUGCAUCUACAAAGGCAGAGUCACAAACCUCAUCCCCUAUUUAAGGACUUUUAAUCUGUGUUGCCCCACCUACCACAAUCCCGCUGACUUUGUGAUUGAAGUAGCGUCGGGGGAGCACGGGAACCUGACGUCGGUUCUGAGUGAAGCGAUUAAAGCAGGAAGGUGUGGAGAUGGAAAUGAGACCCUGAGUGGUAGAAAAAGUUCCACCAUCGGUGUGCCCACAUGCCCGACGGACACAGAGGAGAAGAACACGUUCGCCACCAGCUCGCUGACACAGUUCCUCAUUCUCUUCAAGAGGAGCUUCAUAAGCAUCUGGCGAGAUCAGGUGCUCACCAAACUCAGACUUGGCUCCCAUAUCGGCAUGGGGUUGCUGAUCGGCCUGCUCUACCUGAACAUCGGCAACGAUGCCAACAAAGCCUUUUACAACACCGGCUUCCUCUACUUCUCUUUGCUCUUCCUCAUGUUUGGGGCCCUCAUGACAACUGUGCUGACCUUUCCUCUGGAGAUGUCUGUGUUCCUCAGGGAGCAUCUGAACUACUGGUACAGCCUGAAGGCCUACUAUCUGGCGAAGACCAUGGCUGACAUCCCCUUUCAGGUCAUGUGCCCCCUGAUCUACUGCAGCAUUGUCUACUGGAUGACCGGGCAGCCUGUCGACGCCAUUCGCUUCCUCCUGUUCGUCACCUUGUCCAUCUGCACCGCUCUGGUUUCCCAGUCUCUUGGGAUGCUGGUUGGUGCUGCCUCUGCUUCCCUUCAGGUGGCAACUUUCGUUGGGCCCAUCACCACCAUCCCUGUGCUGCUCUUCUCUGGAUACUUCAUCAACUUUAACACCAUACCCAUCUACCUUCAGUGGAGCUCCUACAUGUCGUACGUCAGGUACAGCUUCGAAGGAGUGAUCCUCACCAUCUACGGGAUGAACCGCUCAAAGCUGGAGUGUCCAGACGCAUUCUGUAGGUUCACGGACCCUGAAGAGAUCAUCAAGCUCCUGGACGUGGACGACGCUGAGCUCUUCAUAGACUUUGUUUCGCUGGGCAUUUUCUUCGUGGUCCUGCGCCUGGCGACCUUCGUCGUCCUCCACUACAAGGUCAAGUCUGAGCGAUACCUCUCGUCGUGUUCUCCAACGAAAUCCUGAGAACACAGGACAAGUACCAGACGUCGGCGCCACCUAUAAUGUAUUCACGAUGUAAAUGGGUGACUCCUUCCAUGGUUCAGUUCCAUUCCUGUCUUGAGAACCGCCUGAGGUCAGGGGACUCAUGGUAAUUGUGCAUUUAUUAUACAGUAUUAAUACUGUACUAAUAAAGAAGUUAUUUACAGAUGGAGGAAUGCUGAGUGAAGGGAGUGUGGCUGAGUGUGCGUGAGACAGAGAAGUUACAGGUGCAGCACAAUGGCGGGAGUGAAGCACACUGGAGGCCUGAGCAGACAUAGUAACUCAUUUGCAGGUCCAAGGUCAGACGGAGGAAAGUACCAUCUUCUCAAGAGCUGGUUCUGCUAAAGUUCAGACUGCGACCCAAAUAUCCCAGCAGUUUGUUGUCUCAGUUUGCAGCCUUUAAAUUAUUAUUUUGUUCUGUUUUUAUUGUAAAGAAUUUUGAA